Magnolia sinica is the source of this 2440-nucleotide messenger RNA. Its product is annotated as heat shock 70 kDa protein, mitochondrial. The coding region runs from base 113 to 2122 and encodes 669 amino acids. Gene Ontology annotation, cellular component: cytoplasm; mitochondrion. Gene Ontology annotation, molecular function: heat shock protein binding; ATP hydrolysis activity; ATP binding. The record is from RefSeq and is a predicted model, not a curated record. Lineage: Eukaryota; Viridiplantae; Streptophyta; Magnoliopsida; Magnoliales; Magnoliaceae. Gene Ontology annotation, biological process: cellular response to unfolded protein; protein refolding. The transcript has 6 exons.
AUGCAGCCUCGUUUGGUUCAUGUAUCUCCUCUUCUCAUCUCCAAAACCCUAGAAAACCCCCUCGCUCUCGAAAACCCUAGAAAACCCUCUUUCUCUACAUUCGCUACAGAAAAUGGCUAUGCUCGGGGCUCUAAGGAGAGCCGCUUCCAGAUCGGUGACUGGCAAUGCCAAAUUAUCAUGGGGUGCUGCUCCCUUGGGUCACAAAUGGGCAAAUUUGGCAAGGCCAUUCAGCUCAAAACCUGCUGGGAAUGAUGUUAUUGGGAUUGAUUUGGGUACCACAAACUCAUGUGUGGCGGUCAUGGAGGGGAAGAACGCAAAAGUUAUUGAGAACUCCGAAGGAGCGCGGACCACACCAUCUGUUGUUGCCUUUAACCAGAAAGGUGAGCUGCUUGUGGGAACUCCAGCCAAACGUCAGGCUGUGACCAACCCAACAAACACCGUUUUUGGGACCAAACGUCUGAUAGGCAGACGUUUUGAUGACCCACAGACACAGAAAGAAAUGAAGAUGGUUCCCUUCAAGAUAGUCAAGGCUCCAAAUGGUGAUGCAUGGGUUGAAGCCAACGGACAGCGGUACUCUCCUAGCCAGAUUGGUGCCUUUAUUCUGACCAAGAUGAAAGAAACUGCUGAGUCUUACCUUGGAAAAUCCGUUUCAAAAGCUGUAAUCACCGUUCCAGCUUAUUUUAAUGAUGCUCAGAGACAGGCAACAAAGGAUGCAGGGAGGAUUGCAGGUCUUGAUGUGCAACGUAUUAUCAAUGAGCCAACGGCAGCUGCACUUUCUUAUGGGUUGAAUAACAAGGAGGGUCUAAUAGCAGUUUUUGAUCUUGGAGGUGGAACGUUCGAUGUUUCAAUCCUUGAAAUCUCUAACGGUGUCUUCGAGGUUAAAGCAACAAAUGGUGAUACAUUCUUGGGCGGGGAGGAUUUCGACAAUGCCCUGUUGGAGUUCUUGGUGAGCGAGUUCAAGAGAACCGAAGCAAUUGAUCUUUCCAAGGACAGGCUCGCGCUGCAAAGGCUUAGGGAAGCAGCUGAGAAGGCUAAAAUAGAACUCUCUUCUACAUCCCAGACGGAGAUCAACCUGCCAUUCAUCACAGCCGACGCAUCAGGAGCAAAGCAUUUGAAUAUCACUCUGACAAGAUCUAAGUUUGAAACCUUGGUGAACCAUCUGAUUGAGAAGACUAGAAGCCCAUGUAAGAGCUGUUUAAAGGAUGCCGGCAUAUCUACCAAGGAAGUGGAUGAGGUUCUCCUUGUGGGGGGAAUGACCCGUGUCCCGAAAGUUCAAGAAGUAGUAUCAGAGAUCUUUGGGAAGAGUCCAAGCAAAGGAGUGAAUCCGGAUGAGGCGGUUGCUAUGGGAGCUGCAAUUCAGGGUGGUAUCCUCCGCGGAGAUGUUAAGGAGCUGCUGCUCUUGGAUGUUACUCCGCUUUCCCUUGGUAUUGAAACUCUCGGAGGCAUCUUCACCAGGUUGAUCAACAGGAACACUACCAUUCCUACAAAGAAGAGUCAGGUGUUCUCCACAGCAGCCGACAACCAGACUCAGGUGGGUGUUCGGGUGUUGCAAGGUGAGCGCGAAAUGGCUUCUGACAACAAGCUCUUGGGCGAGUUUGAGCUCGUGGGCAUUCCACCUGCACCCAGAGGCUUGCCCCAGAUCGAGGUCACUUUUGACAUCGACGCGAAUGGAAUUGUGACUGUUUCUGCCAAAGAUAAGUCUACUGGUAAAGAACAGCAGAUCACAAUCCGAUCAUCUGGAGGACUCUCAGAAGAUGAGAUUGAGAAGAUGGUCAAAGAGGCUGAGCUUCAUGCUCAAAAGGACCUAGAGAGAAAGGCUUUGAUUGACAUCAAGAACACUGCAGACACCACGAUCUACAGCAUCGAGAAGAGCUUAAGUGAGUACAGGGAUAAGAUCCCCGCUGAGGUCGCGUCGGAGAUUGAGUCUGCUGUGGCUGAUCUGAGGAAGGCGAUGGCGGGAGAGAAUGCUGAUGAGAUAAAGGAGAAGCUUGAUGCAGCGAACAAGGCAGUUUCGAAGAUCGGACAGCAUAUGUCGGGUGGGUCCGGUGACGGGUCGGCUUCUGGGGGGUCUCAGGGUGGUGAGCGGGCACCAGAGGCCGAUUAUGAAGAGGUGAAGAAGUAGAUUUGACUCUGAUGAAAUGAUCCCCUUCCAUUUUUUAGUGCUUCCUGAGAAGGUAUGGGAGUCGGUGUCCCAAGUGGCUUAUUUUUGUUAAAUGAUAUAUAGAUUUCGAGAUUUGCAGUUUUGUACCUAAUCUUUGUAGGCUUUUCAGUUACACUAGAGAAACUUAGCUCUGGGAAAUAACUCGCAUGUUGUUGAACUCUUUCAACAGAUGGGAGGUUGAUAAAGCCCGAUCAGAAGGUGGGCCAUCAUGGAUUUUGAUAAUCUUUUUGUUGGUAUUGAUGCAUGGCCUCAGUUCAGGAACUGGUGCCUUUAAUCUUC